UUGAUGGACAGCAGAUUUUUUGCAUAUAGAGCCAAACGCUCACAUCCAACGUCACCAAACUCCUCUUGCUACAUCGUCAUCGUCAUCCUUCCAGACACCACCUGAGGUAGAAUGAGCCCCAAAGAUGUGGUCUUUAAGAAAAUCUGCAAGGACAAAUCGGUGGGCGUCUACAUGGGGAAGCGAGACUUUGUCGACCGUGUGGACUCCGUGGACCCAGUAGAUGGCAUCGUCCUCAUUGACCCGGAGGCACUACAGGGGAGGAAAGUGUUCGUCACUCUGUCCUGCAUUUUUCGCUACGGCCGCGACGACAUGGACGUGAUGGGCAUCGCAUUCUACAGGGAGCUGUACCUGUCCACUCGCCAGGUGUACCCGCCCCUGCAAGACCGCGAGCAGGGCAUCCACACCAAGACUCAAGCCAAGCUGCUGCGUAAGCUGGGGGACAACGCCUACCCGUUUUUCUUUGAGUUUCCCGACAACCUGCCUUGCUCGGUGGCACUCCAGCCGGCCCAACAUGACGUGGGCAAGCAAUGUGCCGUGGAGUUUGAGAUCAAAGCGUUCAGUGCCGAGAGUCAGGACGCCAAAGUACGCAAACGGAGCUCCGUGAAGCUGAUGAUCAGGAAAGUCCAGUACGGUCCAGACAGCGAGGGAGCGGCGCCGUCUGUAGAAAUCACGCAGGACUUUGUCAUGUCGGACAAGCCGCUGCAUGUGAGGGCCAGCCUGGACAAAGAGAUUUAUUACCACGGCGAGACCGUCAAAGUGCAUCUCGAUGUCACCAACAGCUCCACCAAAAACAUUAAGAACAUCAUCCUCUCUGUGGAUCAGGUUGCCACGGUGGUGUUGUACUCCAACGACAGCUACGUCAAAUGUGUCGCCAUCGAUGAAUCGGGGGACGCCGUGUCUGCGGGUGGGACGCUCCAAAAGGUCUACAAACUCCUCCCCCUGCUGGCCAACAACAGAGAGAGGCGGGGCAUCGCUCUGGACGGGAAACUCAAGCACGAAGACACCAACUUGGCGUCGUCCAGCGUCAUCAAGCCGGGCGUCUUAAAGGAAGUUCUGGGAAUGAUGGUGUCCUAUAGAGUCAUGGUCAAGCUCAUCAUUGGAGGCUUGAUGGGGUCAAGUGAGGUGGAACUGGAGCUUCCCUUCAAACUCAUGCACCCAAAACCUGACACAGGAUCGCAAAUUAAUUGUCCUCUUCUUUUUAUACCGUACUCUUGUCACCAGUCAAGGAGAGUGAAAUGGAGGAAGAGAUGGUGUUCCAGGAGUUCAAGCGUUCUUACCUAAAAGGCAUGAUCUGUGACGAUGACGAUGAGGAAGGCAAUGUGUCGGGCGGUGAGGACAUGGCGCCUAAAGAGAAGUGAGCGACGGCUAGCGAAAUAACAGCGCUAGCUAAUUUGAUCAACAUGAGGUUGUACUUGUAAGUAAGAAGUCUUCAUGUAGCCAUGCUACUUUAACUGCUAACUAGCGCAUAUAAAACUUGAUUUUAUACAUUUAUUUUAUCAAACAAAGCAAAAACUAGAUGACUAUCGACAUAUUAGUAAGGUUGACUAUCCGUGCUUCAGUUUGUAUUUGAUAUGACAGAAAGAAGCAUUUAAAUAAAGCACUUCUUUAACACA
This is a messenger RNA of Entelurus aequoreus (snake pipefish), 1613 nucleotides long. RefSeq names its product S-antigen; retina and pineal gland (arrestin) a (gene saga). Lineage: Eukaryota; Metazoa; Chordata; Actinopteri; Syngnathiformes; Syngnathidae. The coding region runs from base 112 to 1281 and encodes 389 amino acids. Gene Ontology annotation, biological process: G protein-coupled receptor internalization; signal transduction. Gene Ontology annotation, molecular function: G protein-coupled receptor binding. The transcript is spliced from 16 exons. Gene Ontology annotation, cellular component: photoreceptor outer segment; photoreceptor inner segment. The record is from RefSeq and is a predicted model, not a curated record.